AUGGCUCCCGGUGGCCCCCCUGGAUCAGGCUCUCGUGGCCGAGGAGGAAAAUUCAGAAAGCCCGCCAGAGGAGGUGGCAAGAAGUUCUCUCGCGAUAUUCGACCUCUCGAUGCCGAUGGAAACGAAGUCAGCAUGUGGGCUGUUGAUCAUGACAAGGACGAGGGUGACGAAGAGGAAUCUUCCGAGGAGGAAUCCUCUGAAGAGGAGGACAGCGAUGAUGCUGCAGAUGCCGGUCCUGCCCAGGAACUUUCACAAGAGCAGUCGCGAGAACUUCGCAAAGCCGAGAAGAAGGCCCGCAAAGAGGCAGCGAUAGCCAGAUCGAAGGCCAAGACAGUCGAGGUCGGCGAUCUACCCUCAAGCGACUCUGACGAGAGCGACAGCGACUCUGACGACGAUAUGCCAGCCAACCCCAACCACUCCAAGAAGGCACGCAAGCAGGCUACCGCGGGAGUCGAUGAACUUACAGAAGACAUGGAGAACUUGCAGGCGGCGCCUACUCGACGUGAGCGCGAGGCCCUCGAGGCUGCAGCGGCCAAGGAGAGGCACAUGCGCCUGACGGCCCAGGGUAAGACUGACGCUUCCAAGGCCGAUCUGGAACGUCUCAAGGCUAUUCGUGAGCAGCGUGCCCUUGAUGCUGCCCGAAGACAAGCUGAGCGCGAAGAGAGGGAGGAGCAAGAAAAUGUCAAGAAAGCCGAGUUCGAGGCGAAAGAGGCCCGCAAACGAGAGGCUGCUCUCGGAAAGAAGGGCAAGAAGAAAUAG
Messenger RNA from Fusarium venenatum, 759 nucleotides. RefSeq names its product casein kinase substrate phosphoprotein PP28-domain-containing protein. Lineage: Eukaryota; Fungi; Ascomycota; Sordariomycetes; Hypocreales; Nectriaceae. Gene Ontology annotation, molecular function: RNA binding. Gene Ontology annotation, cellular component: cytosol. The record is from RefSeq and is a predicted model, not a curated record.